Striga asiatica is the source of this 831-nucleotide messenger RNA. The record is from the annotation of a GenBank genome assembly. NCBI's taxonomy places the organism in Eukaryota, Viridiplantae, Streptophyta, Magnoliopsida, Lamiales, Orobanchaceae.
AUGAUCAACACAAAUAGAUUUAACGACCCUUUCAAAAUUUGCUGUGGCCAUCAUCAGAAUAACGUUCACGUGUGGUGCGGGCAAGCGGUGAAGAUCAACGGCUCGGAUUUAAUCGGUGACAGCUGUGGAUCGCCGGAGAGUUGUGUAAGCUGGGAUGGGGUCCAUUACUCUCAGGCAGCCAAUCAGUGGAUUGCAAAUCAAAUACUUAAUGGCACAUUUUCUGAGCCCCCAAUCCCAAUUAUGUCAAAGACUUCGACCCUCACUCCAACCGCAGAAACCACUUCAUCCCCAACUCGGCAAACACCUCAAGCCAAGAACCAAGCCGACCCGAAAUCGCCGAAACCCCAGCUCAUUCGGAAGCCGGCUAGAACCCAAAACUCAAAACAAAGAGCCGUGAGAGAGGAAUUGAAGGAUCCAAGUCCAGCCGCCCCACCCAGCCUGAUGGACAGAGCCAAACCCGCCGGAAUAAAACAAGGCACCCGCCGACCACAACCAAAAGAAAACCGAGACAAAUUGGCAUCCGAAGAAGGCAGCCAACACAACUCACCUCUUACAGUCACUCCGGCGGAACAGAACCGUAUCAAUCGACGACGAGAUAGCCACAAGGACCAAUCGAGCCUUGAAACACCGAGCCCAUCAGUCCGACCACGGCGACCCGACCUCACCCCCUCUCCAGCCACCGUCUUCCGUCCAGCCCACUCUCGUCGAAGCACCCGAAGGAAGGGCGCAGAAAGGGGAUCUGCAAACCCUAGGCGCAUCUUUCGGCGGAGUGCUGAAGUGGAGAGACAAGGCCAAAUCGAGGGUGAGCGGCGAAGCACGUUCUCCGGCUAA